GCUUUGACAUGAACUUUCACAAGAUCUUCAUCUUCGCUCUGCUUAUUUUUGCCAUUUGCAUGGGCCAAGCAAAGGCAGAUUUCUGGAAGCGACUGGGCAAGAGAAUUGAGCGCAUUGGCCAACAUGUUCGAGAUGCUACGAUUCAAGUUGUUGACAUUGCUCAAAGUGCUGCCAAUGUGGCAGCCACCGCUAGAGGCUAAAG
This is a messenger RNA of Drosophila hydei, 202 nucleotides long. RefSeq names its product cecropin-C-like. Gene Ontology annotation, cellular component: extracellular region. The transcript has 2 exons. Lineage: Eukaryota; Metazoa; Arthropoda; Insecta; Diptera; Drosophilidae. The record is from RefSeq and is a predicted model, not a curated record. Bases 9 to 200 code for a protein of 63 amino acids. Gene Ontology annotation, biological process: antibacterial humoral response; defense response to Gram-negative bacterium; defense response to Gram-positive bacterium.